Molecule: messenger RNA, 1101 nt
Organism: Lindgomyces ingoldianus
Lineage: Eukaryota; Fungi; Ascomycota; Dothideomycetes; Pleosporales; Lindgomycetaceae
Exons: 1
Coding region: 19-1101 (360 amino acids)
Biological process (GO): maturation of SSU-rRNA from tricistronic rRNA transcript (SSU-rRNA, 5.8S rRNA, LSU-rRNA)
Cellular component (GO): small-subunit processome; nucleolus
Source: RefSeq, a predicted model, not a curated record
CAACGCUCGCCGCACGCAAUGGCCGUGGAUAAUUCGCUAUCAUCGCUUCUUGCUACCUUAACUGUGUCCAUUGAAUCUGCUACAGAAGCAAUACCCGAAGAGGAUGGCAUUCUCCCACCAAAGGAAGGCAUUUCAUUACUGGAUGUGAAGAACGAGUUACUUCUAUCGUACCUCCAGAACCUUGUUUUCCUCAUUUUGUUGAAAAUACGAUCCCGAACCGAUUCAAAGAUUGAAGACGAUGCAACCAACAUUCAGGACGAGGUGAUCAAAAAGCUCGUUGAGCUCCGAGUCUACCUCGAAAAAGGCGUUCGUCCUCUUGAGAGCCGUCUCAGGUAUCAAAUUGACAAAAUAGUCCGCUCAGCAGAUGACGCUGCAAGGAAAGCUACGCAAGCUCUCCAGAGUUCAGAUUCAAACCGCGCGAAGAAAGCCCAAGGAGACGUAGAGUCAGACUCGGAGUCAAGCGAUGCAGAAUCAGCUGCCUCUGUUCAAACCAAUGAAGACCUGGACGAUAUAGCUUACGGUCCUAACCGAUCCGCUUUUGUACGACCUAAGGCAACCAGCAACAAGACGACCAAAGAGCCCUCAAAAGAAGGCAUAUACAGGCCUCCUCGAACUACUCCUAUGACUAUGCCAACCACCCAUGGACGAGAAGGGAGAGGAUCUAAGCGAUUUGAGAAAUCUACAACUUUAGACGAAUUCGUAGCAACUGAACUUUCCGCCGCGCCAUUGGCUGAGCCGAGCAUUGGGAGCACUAUCGUGUCCGGUGGUCGCCAUACGAAAUCAGAACGAGAGAGAAAAGAUGAGGCUGACCGGCGCGACUAUGAGGAGUCUAAUUUCAUACGUCUUCCAAAGGAAAGCAAGAAAGAGCGAGCCAAGAAGGGCAAUCGAACUCGCGAUGGAGGCUGGGGUGGCGAGGAAUGGAGGGGGUUAGGAGCAGGCUUGGAUCGCAUCGAGCGGCUGACGCAGAAAAAGGGUGGCCCAUUGGGGUCCCUAGAGAAGAGCCGCAAGCGCCCAAUACAAGACAGGCCCCGAGGAAGUGGUUCGCAAGCGGGAGAAAUGUUCGAGAAACGGAGAAAAGUUGUAUCCAGGUACAAAAAAUGA